GCCGUAGCUGUGGCGGCGGCUGCAGAAGCCCGAGCAGCCGCGGCCGCAGUGGAGACUAGAGCCGGAGCGGCGUCGGCGGCGGCACCCCAGGGAGUUUAAGAUGGCGGCAGGGGGGGCGGCGGGCCUUCGAGAAGAGCAGCGCUAUGGGCUGUCGUGCGGACGGCUGGGGCAGGACAACAUCACCGUACUGCAUGUGAAGCUCACCGAGACGGCGAUCCGGGCGCUCGAGACCUACCAGAGCCACAAGAAUGUAAUUCCUUUUCGACCUUCAAUUCAGUUCCAAGGGCUCCAAGGGCUUGUCAAAAUUCCCAGAAAUGAUCCUGUCAACGAAGUGCAUACAUUUAACUUCUAUUUGUCAAAUGUGGGUAAAGACAACCCUCAGGGCAGCUUUGACUGUAUUCAGCAAAGGUUCUCCAGCUCUGGAGCCUCCCAGCUCAACUGUCUGGGAUUUAUACAAGAUAAAAUUACAGUGUGUGCAACAAACGACUCCUAUCAGGUGACACGAGAAAGAAUGACCCAGGCAGAGGAGGAAUCCCGCAACCGAAGCACAAAAGUUAUCAAACCCGGUGGACCAUAUGUAGGGAAAAGAGUACAAAUUCGGAAAGCACCUCAAGCUGUUUCAGAUGCAGUGCCUGAGAGGAAAAGGUCAACCCCCAUGAACCCUGCCAAUACGAUUCGAAAGACAUAUGGCGGCAGCAGUGUUUCUCAGCGGCCAUAUAGGGACAGAGUGAUUCACUUGCUGGCACUGAAGGCCUAUAAGAAACCCGAGCUGCUGGCUCGACUGCAGAAAGAUGGUGUCAAUCAAAAAGACAAGAACUCUCUCGGAGCAAUUCUGCAACAGGUAGCCAAUCUGAAUUCUAAGGACCUCUCAUAUACCUUAAAGGAUUAUGUUUUUAAAGAGCUUCAGAGAGAUUGGCCUGGAUAUAAUGAAACUGACAGACGGUCAUUAGAGUCAGUGCUCUCAAGAAAAUUAAAUGCAUCUCAGAAUGCUGCCAGCACCAGCCGUUCAGAAUCUCCUCUAUGCUCUAGUAGAGACACUGCAUCUUCUCCUCAGAAACGGCUUUUAGAUUCAGAUUUCAUCGAUCCUUUAAUGAAUAAAAAAGCUCGAAUAUCUCACCUGACAAAUAGAGUGCCACCAACAUUAAAUGGUCAUUUGAAUUCUACCAGUGAAAAAUCUGCUGCAGGGCUCCCGCCACCCCCUGCAGCCGCUGCCAUCCCCACCGCUCCACCACUGCCUUCCACCCACCUGCCCGUCUCCAGUCCUCCUCAGGCUGCAGAUUCUAACUCCAAUUCCCCUAGCACUCCAGAAGGCCGGGGGACUCAAGACCUACCUGUUGACAGUUUUAGUCAGAACAGUAGUAUCUGUGAGGACCAGCAAGACAAAUAUACCUCUAGGACUUCUCUGGAAACCUUACCCUCUGAUUCAGUUCUACUAAAGUGUCCAAAGCCUACGGAAGAAAACCAUUCAACGUCUCACAAAAAGUCCAAAAAGAAGUCUAAAAAACACAAGGAAAAGGACCAAAUAAAGAAACAUGAUAUUGAGCUGAAUGAGGAAAAGGAAGAGGACCUUAAAAGAGAUGAGGAAAUUGCCAAGCUGAACAACUCCAGUCCGGAUUCCAAUGAAGGAGUUAAAGAGGGUUGCACUGCCUCCACGGAGCCUUCUUCAACAAUUGAACUCCCAGAUUAUUUGAUAAAAUAUAUUGCUAUUGUCUCUUACGAGCAACGCCAGAAUUACAAGGAUGACUUCAAUGCGGAGUAUGAUGAGUACAGGGCCUUGCACGCCAGAAUGGAGACUGUAGCAAGAAGAUUUAUCAAACUGGAUGCGCAACGAAAGCGCCUUUCUCCAGGCUCAAAAGAAUAUCAGAAUGUUCAUGAAGAAGUCUUACAAGAAUAUCAGAAGAUCAAGCAGUCUAGUCCCAAUUACCAUGAAGAAAAAUACAGAUGCGAGUAUCUUCAUAACAAGCUGGCUCACAUCAAAAGACUCAUAGGUGAAUUUGACCAACAGCAAGCAGAGUCAUGGCACUAGAGCUCUGCUUGGACCAGAAGAUGUGAAUAAACUUAAGCUUAUUUAUUUAAAAUUCCAAAUGAGUUGCUCUAAGAUUCUAAAAAAAAAAAGUGAAACUUUGCCUGUUGGAAGUUUCAGUAUGUGUAAACUUGAGUUACCUUUUUUUUGCUGCCCCUCUCCCGCCUCCCCAAUCCCCACCCUUUUCUUUGCUUCCCUGCAUUUUUGAAGCUGCUUUUUCUGGUCCUUGUUUUCUCCCUCAAGACUUGUGUUUGUCAAUAGAAGUGAUUUUUUUGUUUUAGAUAUUGGGGAUCCAGUAUCUAUACUUCAAAUCAGUUUUUUUUCUUAAAAACUUGUUUGUAAUUAGAAAUGAUUUUUUUUUUAGAUAUUGGGAAUCUAGUGUCCACACUUCAAAGUUAUGUGUGUUAAAAAAACAAAACAACCAGUAAUGUGCAAGGUGAAAUGCUUUUGGAUAAACAUAAGCCUAUUUUCUGACCUUUCUUAAUGCGAACUCUUUGCCUUAAAUGGUAGCAUAUUUAGAAAUUUGCACAAAAUACAAAAAAAUUAAAACAUUGUUUUGGAGGGUUAAUACAUAGAAAGGUCUAUGUGUAUGUAUACGUGUGUAGCUAGCUACACACGUGCAUAUAUAUAUAUAGGCUGACUCGAAAUAGAACAGUAAAUUGCUCUGCCAGUUAACCCCCCAUUGCAAUGGUUGCCUUAAGGUGUUUGCUAGUUGUGUACAUAGUGUGGUUAAUCAUUAGCUACACUGCUUCCCACUUGAUUGGAGCAGUGGGAAGCACACUGUGGCCUACCAGCGUCUGAAAGAGUGUCCGCGACCUGUGUGUGUGUGCAGAGGUGGUGUGGAUGUGAGCGUGCAUGAAGGGAACAAGCUGCUGCUCUCAGUAGGCCGAACGCUCAGGUUAAACAACUGACGAGUGUUACUGUAGGUUUUUUUUGUUUUUGUUUUCUGUCAAAUAGCUACUUCUAUUGUGAAAGACAAAAGCAUUUCCAUUUCAACCGUUCGUCAGCUUUGUUGUUGGGCAAAAUUGAUAUAUUCUGAAAAUGAAACAAAUCUAUAGUUUUGGGGCAAAAUUAUAAAAUUAAAUAUGUAGGUAACCUAUUUAUAUACUGGUAUAAAGUAUUUUUUUGAAGAGAGAUGUGCAAAGAAGUUAUUACCUACAUGAAAUGUAUAUUUAAAGAUUUUUUUCUUCAUCCUGGGUGCCAGGAAUAUGAAAAACAGAGGAUAUAUUUAACCAUAGCAUACUGUGAUUCAUCAAACAGCACAAACUUUCAUUUCAUGGAGUUUAUCUGUUGACGUUGAUUUAAACUAUCACUUGUUUUAUCAUGUGGGAACAUAAGUUAUGUCAAAAAUGUAAGGACUUUGAACUAAUGUUGAUUCAAGUUGUGUCGUCUUACCGUGUUGUCUUUUCAAAGUGUUGCCAGUUAAAAAGGGAAGCAUUAUGUUUACAAAUCUGUUCUGAAAUGUUUGCCAAAAUUUGGUAGUAUCUUUAAUAAAGAUGUUUGUCUCCAGCAUCCAAAAAAAUAAAUAAAUAACUUUGUUGUGUAUCGCUGUAAACCAGAAAAUGUUAGUUUCUAGAUAACCUGAGAGAGCACGUAGAUGAACUCUCUCUUUGGAGUUCUUCUAAAAUCUUAACUGGAAAGAGUAGAUAAUAUAGUGAAAGUACACAAACUAUUCAAAGACUGAAGCAAGACCCUCCACACCAUAACUCUAUAACAUUACUGCAGAAAUUUAAUUUCUAUGUAGCAUGGACCUCUUGGGAAUUCUAUUUCUUUUAGCAUUGAGAUCCCUGGUGCUCUUCCUUUUACCUCAGAAUUGGUACAAUCAUUAUUAAAUGUUCAUUGAUUUCAGACUUUCAGUUGAAAAGAAGAUAGGAAAGGAAACAUACUUAAUUGGGGGUCAAUUUGAUCCUCAUAUUAUUAUGGUGAAGUCUGCUGAGGGAUUUGUCUAUAGGUAACAACCUCCUCAUUGAUGUCAUUUCUUAAACAUCUUGGCCUUUUAAUCAAAGAUUGUGUGCUGCUAUUUGCUAUGAGUGGUGUUUCUCAAAAACAAGGUGCUUGGACCACUUACAUCACCCAAAUUAGAAUCUCUGGGUAUAGGGCCCAGGUAUCCACCCAUACUUUCAUAGUAAGUAUCCUCCAGGUGACUUUUGCAAGUUAAAGUGUAAGAAACAUUGGUUUGGAUGUAGAAACCUUAGGUCUCUCAAUCUCAAAAUCUUGAACUGAAGUUCAGCUAUUGGUUUGUUGUUGUUGUUUUAAGCCCAUCUCUAUCAGCAGGCACAUCACUUUCCCCUCGACAGCAUGUGAGGCACCCUCUCCAACGUUUCACUGCCAACUUUUAUUCCGGAACUUGUUUACAGACAAGUCUUCUAGUUGGUUUAUUGUUCGCCCUUGGAGCUCCUACCCACCUACAUCAGCACAUCUUCUGGUUUACAAAUAGGGUCAUAAUAGAAGCUGGAGAUGCUUCAGAAAAAUCCAGCGUUGCACACCCAUAGACUUGACCACCAACCUAUAAAAGCCUUAAUUUAGAUGUUUGUUGUGUACAAUGGACAGAUCCUUAUAAAAUGUGUCUAUCAGUUGUAAAUCUCUGACUCUGCUGUUACCUGAGGCUGCAUCUCUUAAAGAUGGGCAUAAGCCUAUUAAAAUAUUUAUAAUCAUCAUUCAUGUCCUACUGCUAGAUUUUUAGAUACUUUCGAAUAAUUGCUGAGGUAUGGGUGGGCUUAGCAUCAGUUACUUUGGUCGUAGAAUUUAGUUUUUUUUUUUUUAAAGAAACAUUAAGUGUAAAACAGCAUUAUCAAGAUGAGAGAAUGAGUUCUGUUUUCAUCACAUUUCAUCUAAAAUAAUUUGAAGAUUUUUACCAACACUCAUAAAUUAAUUCUAGAUUGAAUGAGCAGCUGAUUUAAUACAAACCAAAAAGAACAUUAACUAGAUGUGGUAUUGUUUUUUUAUGUGGGGAUUUCAUUUCCUAUCUUGUUGGGUUUCAUUUCUUGUGGAGUCAUUUAGAGGGUUAACUUUCAACUCUAAGUAGUGGUGAUGUUCAGGACUACUGGCUCCCUCAAAAGUCAUUGGUGUGGUCAGUUUCUGUUAUUACUCCGUGCAUUGAUUAUAAAAAUUCAGUAUUAAUUUUUUUCAUCUCUGAUUGAUCUUUUAACUCGUAGAGGAGUGAGUUUUCUUUUCCCUUAAAGUAUUUCACUUUAUUAUGUAAAACAAAUGCAUACUUGCAUGUUGGAAGCAAGAUGUUGAAAUGAAGUUUAGCCACAAAUGAUCCAUUAGUUCCAACACUGCUCGGUUGCCUUUAUUCUUUGCUUCUGGUACUUGCCUGUUCAUUGUCUUUCUGGCAGUGUGAGUGUUGUCACGUAUGCUUGGUAUAUGCCUUUGCUACUUAUGAAGUUCUCACAGUUUAUUACUUGCCCAAGUGUUACUAAAUCUUUUCUUACGUGUACCAGCUGGGGGGGGAUUUAUAACCAGCACUUUGAGAGGAACAUUUUGGGAAGGGAUAUUUAACUGACACUACAAAGUGAAGGCAACAGAAGAUGUUAUCAAUGUUCUUUGUAACCUGAAAACUGAACAAGGCUGUGAGGCUCAUUUCAAAAUAUUUUGAAGUGUUAAAAACUAUAUAUCUAUGCUGUUUCUCAGUUGUUUCAAACAAACCAUGUUAGGACUCUCGAAGGUAAAAUGUCGCAGGGACUUUUCAGUUGUUACUGAGCUCAGCAGCUGUGGUGGCCCUGUUGUU
Molecule: messenger RNA, 5753 nt
Organism: Molossus molossus (Pallas's mastiff bat)
Lineage: Eukaryota; Metazoa; Chordata; Mammalia; Chiroptera; Molossidae
Gene: ELL2
Product: elongation factor for RNA polymerase II 2
Exons: 12
Coding region: 101-2026 (641 amino acids)
Biological process (GO): snRNA transcription by RNA polymerase II; positive regulation of transcription elongation by RNA polymerase II; transcription elongation by RNA polymerase II
Cellular component (GO): transcription elongation factor complex
Molecular function (GO): cis-regulatory region sequence-specific DNA binding
Source: RefSeq, a predicted model, not a curated record